Molecule: messenger RNA, 390 nt
Organism: Tetrahymena thermophila SB210
Lineage: Eukaryota; Ciliophora; Oligohymenophorea; Hymenostomatida; Tetrahymenidae
Exons: 1
Source: RefSeq, a predicted model, not a curated record
AUGAAUACUUUAAGUUAAUGUUAAAAACCUUGUCUUUUAUAGAAAGAUAAGCUUUUGAAAGGUGCUGCUAUUGGAUAUCCUGCAAACGUUAACAAUGAUGAUAAAUAUAUAGACAUUUCAGGCAUUUACGAAAAUGAUAAGCUUUAUUUGUGCUGCGACUAAUAGAGAACCUUUGAUUUCUUGGAUGGCUUGAUAGUCCCUGAUUUUGUAAAUGUAAAAAGCUUAAAUUUAGAUGAUUUAAAUCAGAUUGAAGUCAAUAUUAGAAAAGAAGAAAACCCUAAUUAAUUUAAAAUUUAAAUUAAUCAUCGUUUGUUUUUAGAGAGUAGCUCUUUAAGUUUCAUCAAACAGAUAGCCAUAGGCAAAUAUGACUACUGUCUUAUAAAAAAUUGA